CAAUGAAGGCUCGCCGUGAUCGUUAAGUCGUCUGCUACCGUGGUCUACCCCGGCAAUUGAAGCAGCCGGCGACAGUAGAAGGUUGUCCGAUUUAACUCGACGCGAGUGACCGCUGAGGGGUCCACAAUUAACACACUUGGCGUACCUAUGUUACGUACUGUGACAUGUCUGGGACUGGUGAAAUAGCACAAGUCAACGAUCAGCUUUCCGAUUUUGACCAAGUCAUGUUAAAAAGUUCAGAAUGUCUCUAGGACAGAAAUUAAUCGAUCGACCAAAAGUUCGUUUCAAUCAUCCUCCUGAAGACUCGGUUGUAAAUUCAGUCAACGGUACAGAAAAGCCUGAUGAAAUUCUGUGUGCCGCCUCAAUUAAACCUCGAGUAAGAAGCAUGGUGAUCCUUGAAGAACCCUUUAAAUUAUCGUAUGCUAACGGAGUCCUUCCAUGUACAUUAACAGCAAAUGUACGAGACGUAGAUAUUCCACAUUCACCCAAAUUCAUCUUAAAUGACAUGCCAACUAAUACCAAUUUCCAGAAAUUUCCAUCGAGCUUGCAGAACCUUGAUUCUGAGACUGCGAUCUAUUCCAGCUCGCGAAAUGAUCCAAGUGAAAGUAUGGUUAAAAAUCCGCAGAUCUGCAUACUCAAUCCACAAAUCACAUCCCAAGAUGGACCAGAUGAUCAUACUACAGCCUGUAGCAUCAAUGACUAUGCGAUGUAUUCACCAACAAUUCUCAAUGAUUCUGAAAAUUGCAUUGAAAAUAAGAAUCCAUCAAGUGAGGAUAAUGUGCCAGGCAUUUAUUCGACCAGCACAGCAGAUGAUACCAAAACAAGAUUCUCAAAUUUCAAGCCCUGCAAUCGUGAUGCUAUUUCAAAAAAUAUAAAAAAAUUCAAAGGUAACACAAUUUCAGCACCUGUAACUUGUGUAUCUAGAAUCAAAUCAAAGCGCAUGACUUCAAAAAUGAAACCAUGCUCAGUAAAGUUCACCAAUGCAUCCGUACCAGUGUUUGAUGAACAUGCGACUUUGCUCAAGGAUACAAUUCACAAAAAUGCUAUUUGCAAACCAACUCAUCAAAAAAAACAAACCUAUAAAAAUGGGAUACCGAAUUCAACUAGAAUUUCAUUGUCAGCAAAAACUAUUCCAUGCGGUUUAAAAUCAUUAAGACCUGGUAUUAAAACCUGCAAAACACAUCUCAAAAGCAGCCCAGUGAAAAAAACGUUAUUACGGGACGUUAAUGGACAUUCGACGAAUGUUUGGGUAACUCCAGGCAUAACGAGGUUUCAUCCACAGCCAUCUAAAAUGAUGAGAAAAAAAGCAUCAUCCCAGAUCAGACCAGACAUCAUACCAGCGGAAAAAUUAGGCAGACCAGAGUAUAAUUCGAUAAUAUGUACAAUCGAUGAACUGAACAAAGUUCAAGAACAAAAAUUUAUCACCGAUGUUGAUGACCUGCCAUUAGUUUACAGGAAUUUGGUUAAUGAAAAGAUUUCAGCGGCACUAGAUUUUCGACCAGAUGAGGCUAUUUAUAAAAACCUUGUGGGUUUGUCUGUGAAUGAGAAUCAACUUCCUUCUAGGUUUACCAGGAGUAAAGAUCCAGAGCCGCGAUAUAAGGAUAUUGUACCUAAGCUGUCAGAUUUUCUCACACCAUCGUAUUCAGAAGAAUACUGUACUGCAAUUCAAAUCAGAUCGAACAGCCCAGAAAUAACUUCAAAAUGGAGUGCAUUUACGAUAAGUGAUAAAAUAUUCGGAUGGAAGCACGACAUGGAUCAGUGCUAAUAACAAAAUAUUACAAUGGCUUUGCUGCUAUUUCAUAAAUUUGUUUGUUUUAUAUACCACCACCAGGAAAUAUAAUUAAACAUAGGACAUAUUUAUCUAUA
Molecule: messenger RNA, 1866 nt
Organism: Athalia rosae (coleseed sawfly)
Lineage: Eukaryota; Metazoa; Arthropoda; Insecta; Hymenoptera; Athaliidae
Exons: 2
Coding region: 242-1765 (507 amino acids)
Source: RefSeq, a predicted model, not a curated record